AUGCAUUUCACCAAGACCCUCCUCACCCUCCUCCCUGCCUCCCUCGCCCUGGCGAGCCCAACACCUCGCUCCGCCGACUCCAAGUCCAUCAGGUCCGAGGGGCCUGAAUGGAUCGUCGAGUCUCUCAAGCGCGCCUGCAACGACGCUGAUACUCAGUGCGACUGGUCCUUCCGCAUCAACACCCAGGACGCCGCCACCACCACAGACUGUUCCUUCUCCGUCCAGGGCAGUCCGGCCUCUCACACCAACGGACCCAAGGUCCAGUGCGGCGUCUUUUCCGUCCAGUCUGGGUACAAUGACCAGGUUGGAGACGACCCAUUCUCCGCCGUGCCCAUUUCCUACGAGGCCCGGAACCUCAUCAUCUUCCCUUCGUACAAGGAGACGCAGCUCGCAGGUGGCCAGGUGGUCUCGCCUGAUCAGCGCUUCUCCCCGAUCAAGAUUGGGUACCCUUAA
Messenger RNA from Clonostachys byssicola, 453 nucleotides. NCBI's taxonomy places the organism in Eukaryota, Fungi, Ascomycota, Sordariomycetes, Hypocreales, Bionectriaceae. The record is from the annotation of a GenBank genome assembly.